UCUUAAAUGUUUAGAUUCCAUCGUAUACCUAAAUAUUUUCUAUCUCUUCAUGAGUAUUAGACAGCUGAAUUUUUCAAGUCAUUUUAACUUCCUAUUCCUCCUGGAAGGAUUUGUAAGACCCCUGAUGAGGCAUACAAGGCAGCUUUGAAAAUUAUUCAAGAGGGUUCUGAUAGAAAUUCGUUUACAGAUGUGGUUGUUAAAGCUUAAUGUCAUACUGGAGGAAGAGGAAAAGGAUACUUUAAAGAAAAUGGAUUUAAUAGUGUAUGAAUGAAUAUAUAUACAUAUAUAGGGAAUACACAUAGCUUCAACACCAGAAGAUGUUAAAGAAUAUUCUAGUAAAAUGUUGGGUAAUACACUAAUUACAAAACAAACUGGAAGUUUGGGUAAGAAGUGUGAAAUGGUUUAUGUGGUAGAAAGAAAUUUCUUAAGAAAGGAAUUGUAUCUGUCAAUCCUUUUGGAUAGAAAUACAGGAGGAUUAGGGAUUGUAGCAUCUGAAAAGGGAGGUAUUCAUAUUGAGGAAAGUGAUCCUAAUUAUAUUAAGAAAUUCUCUAUUGAAAUGCCAAACAACGUAGAAGAUAUUGAUUUUACUAUUUAUGAAAAGGUUUCAAAAGUUUAUAAAUUAAAUCCAAUCUAAUAAAAUUAGUUGACAGAUGUAAUUAUAUAUCUAAUAAUAAUUAGAUAUUAAAAAAAAUGUUCGAUAUCUUUUUAUAAACUGAUGCAACGUUAUUAGAAAUUAAUCCAUUGGGGAUUGAUUUAUAAGGUAAUUUGAUUAUUUGUGAUCAAAAACUUAAUAUAGAUGAUAAUUCUUAAUUUAGAUAACAUGCUAUAUUUCAUAUGGAGGAUAUAAGAUAGAAAGAUUGGAAAGAAGUAGAAGCAUCAAAACAUGGAUUAAAUUAUAUAGCAUUGGAUGGAAAUAUUGGUUGUAUGGUUAAUGGAGCAGGAUUGGCUAUGGCUACAAUGGAUUUAAUUAAAUAAUAUGAGGGAUCUCCUGCUAAUUUCUUAGAUGUUGGUGGUAAAGCUACAGACUAAGAAAUUGUAUCAGCACUUAAAAUUAUGGAUAAAGAUCCAAAUGUAGAAGCUAUUCUUGUUAAUAUUUUUGCUGGUAUUGCUAGGUAUAUUUAUUAGUAUUAUUCUAAAAGGUGUGAUUAAAUAGUAUUGGGAUUAUUAAAAGGGUUGACAGUAUUAGGAAUGAAGAAACCAAUGGUUUUAAGAAUGAAAGGAACAAAAGUCGAAGAAGCUAAGAAAUUGAUUGAUGAAUCAGGAUUCAACAUGAUGUUUACAGAAGAUCUAGAUGAAGCAGCAAAGAAAGCUGUUAGAAUGGCAGCAAUAUUAAGAUUAGCCAAAGAAGCAAAUAUAAAUGUAAAUUUAACAAGUUGAUAUAAUUUCAUUUUCAUCUAUAC
Paramecium sonneborni is the source of this 1400-nucleotide messenger RNA. NCBI's taxonomy places the organism in Eukaryota, Ciliophora, Oligohymenophorea, Peniculida, Parameciidae. The record is from the annotation of a GenBank genome assembly.